Messenger RNA from Vombatus ursinus (common wombat), 3349 nucleotides. Its product is annotated as zinc finger protein 260-like. The coding region runs from base 417 to 2561 and encodes 714 amino acids. Lineage: Eukaryota; Metazoa; Chordata; Mammalia; Diprotodontia; Vombatidae. Gene Ontology annotation, biological process: regulation of DNA-templated transcription. The record is from RefSeq and is a predicted model, not a curated record. The transcript has 4 exons.
CCGGAUGUUCCCCAUCCCGACCGUGUCCCUCACCUUGCCAUCUUCUAUUGCAGGUCCUCCGCCUUUCAUCACGCGUGCCUGGGUUUCCGGAAGUUAGGAGCUGAGGGGGUGACGACAUUUCCGGUCCCUAAGGAGGGUGGGGUAGUUUGGAGUACUAGAUUCCGCCUUUUCCGCCUGUUUCUUCCGUGUGGAGCGGCCCCUCUGGUCCCUGCUGCGCCUGCGCCAUCUUGCCAGCACAACUACUUAGGACCUGGUCUCCAUGCGGGGCGGGGCGGAGCGAGGAGGUCACGACGUGGGCGGGCAGUCUGACCCUGAGGCGAUGAGAAGACGUCAUCUAACGUGGACGAGAUCCUUGAGGUCUGGACUGGGCAAUUCUUGGAGAUGAAGGCGGGAAAGUGGAGCUUGAGUAAGCAGGAAUGUGCUUGAUUCAGGAAUCCAUGACAUUCAAAGAUGUGACUGUGGAAUUCACUUGGGAGGAGUGGAGACAGCUGGACCAUGCACAGAGGGACUUGUACAGGAAUGUGAUGAUGGAGAACUAUGAGAACCUCAUCUCAGUGGGGAUUUUUGUUUCCAAACUGGAUGUGAUUUCCCUAUUGGAAAGAGGAGAAGCCUCAUGGGUAUCAGAGGGAGAAGUCCCAAGAAGCACUUAUUCAGAUUCUCUUAAUCUGGACAGUUGGAGUGAAACCAAAAACUGGAGUUUAAUACAGAGUAUUUGCCACAUACCAUCACUUAAGAAAAGACUACCAGUGGAUAUUCUGCAAAAUGCCAAGAUGGGAGAAUCUGUGGCACAUGAUGUCGUUUUACAGAAACAACUGGGCAACCAGGAGACACACUCUAGAAAUGUAACCAUCAUUCACAGAACAAUUCUUAAUAAAGUGAGUGUACCUCAACACAAUUCAUUUGGGAGUAGUUUUAGUCCAGGGUCAGUCUUUGUUCCAGUGAAAUCUUUCAGAUACUACUCAGGAAACAAACUUCAUAGCAUAUAUUCUGGAAGAAAGUUACAUGAACACAAUGAAUGUGGCAAAGUUUCUGAGAGAAAAUCCAGUCUUACUCUGUAUGAGAGAAUUUGUACUGGAGAGAAACCCCUUACAUGUAAUGAAUGUGGCAAAAUCUUGGGUUCCAGGGGAAGCCUUAUUAGACACCAGAGAACUCAUGCUGGAGUGAAAUCCUUUGCAUGUGAUGAAUGUGGGAAGGCCUUUAGUAGCAGGGGGAAUCUUAAUCGCCAUGAGAGAACUCAUGCUGGAGUGAAACCCUUUGAAUGUAACAGAUGUGGGAAAGCCUUUGCUGAAAGGGGAAAGUUGAAUAAACAUGAGAGGAUUCAUACUGGAGAAAAACCCUUUGAGUGUAAUAAAUGUGGAAAAACUUUUAGCCACAGAGAAAGUUUAACUAAACAUGAGAGAAUUCAUACUGGAGAGAGAUCUUUUGAAUGUGAUAGAUGUGGGAAAGCAUUCUUUGAGAGAGGAAACCUUAUUAGACAUCAGAUAAUUCAUACUGGAAUGAAACCUUUUGAAUGUGAUGAAUGUGGGAAAGCCUUUCGCAAUAAGGGAAGCCUAACUGAUCACCUGAGAGUUCAUACUGGAAUGAAACCCUUUGAAUGUGAUGAAUGUGGGAAAGCCUUUAGUCACCGUGGAAGCUUGACAACACAUAAGAUAAUUCAUACUGGAGAAAAACCCUUUCAGUGUAAUGAAUGUGGGAAAGCUUUUAGUAAUAGGGGAACCCUUAUUAGACAUCAGAGAACUCAUACUGGAGUGAAGCCCUUUGAAUGUAAUGAGUGUGGGAGAAGCUUCAGCCGAAAGGUGCUUCUUGAUAAUCACCAGAGUAUUCAUACUGGUGUGAAACCUUUUGAAUGCAGUGAAUGUGGGAAAUCCUUCUUUGAGAGGGGAAACCUUUUUAUGCACUGGAGAAGUCAUACUGGAGUGAAGCCUUUUGAAUGUAGUCAAUGCGGGAAAACCUUUGGUAAUAAGGGAAACCUCACUGAUCAUCAAAGAAUUCAUACUGGAGUGAAACCCUUUGAAUGUAGUGAAUGUGGGAAAGCCUUCCGUCACAGGGGAAAUUUGGCAACACACAAGAGAACUCAUACUGGAGAGAAACCCUUCAUAUGUAAUCAGUGUGGAAAAGCUUUUAGUGGGAGUGGAGCUUUGAUUAUACAUUGGAGAACUCAUACUGGAGAGAAACCUUUUGAAUGUAAAGAAUGUGGAAAAGCCUUCAGUGAAAGGGGAUCCCUUAUUAGACAUCAGAGAAUUCAUACUGGAAUGAAACCCUUUGAAUGUAAUAGAUGUGGGAAAAGCUUCAGCCGAAAGGUACUUCUUACUGAUCACCAGAGUGUUCAUACUGGAGUGAAACCUUUUGAAUGUAAUAAAUGUGGAAAAGCCUUUGGUGAGAGAGGAACUUUAAAGAAACAUGAGAAAAUUCAUAGUGGAGAGAAGCCCUUUGAAUGUAAUAAAUGUGGAAGAGCCUUCUUUGAGAAGGGAAAUCUUAAUCGACAUGAGAGAAUUCAUAUGAAAAAGUUACCUUUAAUUGUAAUGAAUGCAGAGAAGCCUUUGACCUCUGUAAAAGUUUGAUGAAACAUAACAAAAUUCAUAGCAGAGAGAAAACAUGCAUAAUGAAUGUGGAAAGGCCUUUAGCAAUUUAUUAUUCUUGAUUUAUCAUCAGAGACUUCAUAAUGGAAGGAAAUUAUAUAAAAGCAAUGAACAGAAAUGUUUUAGCCACUUCAGUCCCACCCACCAUAAAGUAUAUGCCCCUUCAAGACAGGGAUGCUUUUCUUUUCUUUCUAUCCUCAUCACUCAUUAUGAUACUUAGCAUGUAGAAUGCCCUUAAUAAAUGUUAAGUAUAGUUAAGCUGUCAGAGGACCCCCUGCUAUAAAUCAGAUAAUUUAUACUGGUAAGUAAGGCUAUACAUUUUAUGUGAGAAACAUCAGCAAAUGAAUGGGAAGAAAAAGAAUCUGAAUUAUAUUGACUAUGGAAACAAUUUUGCUAUAAAUGUUAUACAUAAGGCUAAUUUCGUGUGAUAACAUGGGAAAAGCUUCACAAAAAAAUAAUCUUUUGUUAAAAUACCAGAGUGUCAAGAUUACAGAGUACGUUACUAGUUACUAUUUUCUUCUUUUAUUAUACUCUUAAUUGUAGAAUACCUUAGACACCAUUAAGAAGAGUUAGUCUGCAGCAAGUGUGCCUGAUAGAUUUUCUUUUUUAAAUUGACCAUUUUAUCAAAACCACAGAAUUUUUAAGUCACCAAGCAAAUUCACAUUUCAUUUUCUUUUUCUUUCUUAAUAACUGAUUAAAAAUGAACAUUCUAAUUCCAAAACAGAUAAAAUUAAGCACAUUUUAAAAAAUAAUCUCCUUUAUUUACAAUA